GAGAUGCGAGCACAGCUUAAAGUAACUACAAGUGUUUCCGUGAAGCCAUAAUCUGUGGUUUAUGAAUUUCAGCGCUGAAGUUCACUUGUAUACAUGUUGUUAUCAUAUUAGCUUAUCUUCAGAUAAGGAUGUGGCUUCUAUUUCCAUUUUCUUUGCCAGUGCCUGUAUUCCCUAGAAAAAUGCUUUUCAUGGACACUGUUUUCUUUUGUAUUUCAUUUCUACUUUCAUUUUUAUUCCCUUCCCCCAGUCAGAAAAGAAAAUCAAGAUUCUCUGGAAGAUUCUCUCCCUCCAUACCAGUCCUUCCCACACCAUUUAAUUCUGUCUUCAAACAGCACCUGUGCUUCCAAAUAUUUUAAUUUGAUAGUUCUUUAUGAAUAUUAGAUCAGAUAAAUUUAAAUUAUACUUGUUACUGAUUAAACUGAGGGGAGAAAAGAGUUAGUCAAUGUAAACACUUUGACCUCUACUCUUUAAAGAGACUGUUGAUCUUCUGACCUCCUUCUUGGGAUGUCCUCCAUAUUUCCAAUGGUAUAUCCUCCACACCAGUGCAUCUUCAGUCAAGCCAGGAAAUGCAGCAGGAGAAUGACUCUGCCUUUUACAGGAAAAGGGAAAAUACCAGUUGGCAUUGGCUCAUUAGAGUGUUACUUUAAAAAUAAAAUCUAUACUUGUCUUGAUGAGAUAUGGGUUUAAACAAGUGUGACCUCUUGGACACUCGAUAGCUUUUAUCUUACCAGUCUGUGCUGUGGUUUUUCCUUCUGAAGGAAUAGGAAGGGAUAGGUAUGUUGAAGGGGGGGGGGGGGGGGAGGAGGGAAAAAAAAGUGACAAGAGAAAAUUUUGAGGUUCUGAAAAGGCUUUGGGGGUAAUUGAAUAAAGGAAAAAAGAACUUAUGCUUCAUAAGCUCAACCAGGCAAAAUUAUGGCCAACUUUCAGUGGAGAUCAAACCCCUGUGCUCUGUAAGCUUAUUUGGGGGGAUCUGGUGGUGGGUGGAGGGUGGCAAUAGGGGAGUGAGUGAGAAUUGUUUUCUUCUAGUUUCUUAGCAAAAGUUCCUUUUGAGAAACUUCAUUCUUAUAUUGACUUAAACAAGAGGGAUAGGAAUGUUUCAAAAUCUCAACAUAAAAUGCCUUGUACAUGAUAAAUAUUCAACUAAUGUAUCCUUCACCCUUCUCUGCCCCAACCCACUAAAGAGAUAUUGGUAGCAAAACUAGAUCCAUUCCAGAGCCAGGGAAAGAAGAGAGAAUUAUGAAUACCAAAAAGAUGGAGUGAGAUCCACCAUGAGUGUUAGUGCCUUUUUACAGUGGUUCCCCGAGGAACUUAAGGAUUGGUUUUGAAAUGUGAAAGGAAAUCUUUAUAUAGUUUUAUAUGAAGAGUUGUAUUCUAAUCUCUAAGAGAUCAUUGAAGGGUGAACUGUCAGGCUAUCUGAAAUUCUGUCAGUUUUCCCACUGACUGGCAAAAAUCACCUUUCUUUGCUGUUCUCUGAUCCUUGCUCCCAGUUGUUAAAUUUGCUUUCAUUAUGAACAUGGUGGUGGUCUAGGAAGUAGCUUAUAUUUGCAGAAUCCUCUUCCUUCAGCAUGUCUUGGUGACAAUAUCAAGGAAAAUGGGGACUUAGUAAACAGAGGCUGACCGGAGUCUUCAUCUGUUUGUUUGCAAAAGAAUUGCUAAAUUCUUCACUUGUGAUUUGGAACAGUAUAUUUUAGGAGUUUCAUAAUAAAAGAACUAAUGAAACUGAAAGUCACCUCAAGACAAAAGAAUACUUACAUUUUAUGUUGCAAAACAACCUUUACCCUCUUGUAAAAUGCUUAAUGCCCAGAGCAAGAAAAAUUCUUAGCUAAGGUAGUUUAGAAUGUCAAUUUUAUUACAUUUAACAUUUUAUCUUUUUUGGAAGAUGGGGAAAUUUGGGAUGCACUUCCCAUUGGUAGAGCUAAUAUUUAUUGAGUACUUGGUGUAGGUUAACAACUGUUCUAACAGUUUUAUACAUUAUAUAUAUAUUUACUCCUCCUUAUAACCAUGAGAUUGAUAUCAAUUAUCCUCCCUCCAAUUUUGUAAAUAAGGAAACUGAUGCACAUAGAAAUAAGGAAAUGCACUUGUCUAGAUAAGUUUGUAGAUGAAUUUAUUACUCGCAAUUUGCCAUCUGGUUUUAUUUCUGUCUUAUUGUUUGUAUCUGCAUAUGAUAGGACAAAAUCACCCAUGCUCUGGGUGGAACAAAAAGAAUGACAGUUAGAUAAGAAUGUUUCCAAAGAUUUUCACAUCUCUAAAAGCAGUGUGAGAAUGCAUCCCUGAAUUUUUAGCCCAGAGCCACCAGUUCAGACUUUCCUGUGUAUACUUAAAGUUCACCAAAGGGUCAGUUUCUUUGAAGCCGUAAGUCUCUCUUAGGAUCUCUUGUUUCUCAUCCAUCAAUCCUUUCUGAUCAGACUUCUGGAUGGGCCAGAAGCCAUCUCCAAUUAUCUUUAGGAUAUUGGUCAUGGCGUGGGGGAAAUGAGGGGGUGAUGUGCUCCUCAGAUAUCAUAGCUGGAUCUCAGGGUCCCAUUCUCUUCUGCUUAUUUGUACUUAUUGGGAGGUCUGCCUCUCCUUCCCCCACCCCUCAUACAUAAGUCUGUGAAUUCUUUGGAGGCAAUUUGUCUUAUUUUUUAAUCUUUACUUCCUUAACACUGACUAUGAUACUUCAUACACUUGAAUGCACCUAAGUUGAAAUUUCAUUUACCAUUAGUAAACAGUUGAGCUACAGAACAAUCCAGAUUAUUAUUAAAUUUAACCGGAGUGUUUGGUUUUAAAGUAUUUGACAUAGAGAUUGUUUUAGUUAUAGAGAAUAAAUUGACACAAUUAAAAAUAUUUAGGGGUGCCAGGGUGACUCAGUCGGUUGAGCGACUGUCUUCAGCUCAGGUUAUGAUCUCACCAUUCAUGGGUUCGAGCCCUGCAUCGGGCUCUGUGCUGACAGCUCAGAGCCUGGAGCCUGCUUCAGAUUCUGUGUCUCCCUCUCUCUCUGCCCCUCUCCUGCUCACACUCUGUCUCUCUGUCUCUCAAAAAUAAAUAAACAUUAAAAAUUUUUAAAAAAAUAUUUAAGCAGUUUUGAUUUUAAAUCCAAUGAAUAAAUAAGUAUUUGUUAAAUGUUGAAUUAUAUAUCUCAGUCUUUUCUUGGUGCCCUAAGUAGCCUAGUUUCUUUCUUCUGUGGGGAAAACAUCAGGAUGCCAAGUCACAUUUUGUGUUUUAAAAUGGGUGAGAGAGUACCGGGUUUUUGAGUUCCAGUGAACUGUUUGGUAAUUUUGCUGUAUUAGAAAGGUUAAGAGGUGCCUGGUUGGCUCAGUCGGUUAACCAUCCAACUUCAGCUCAGGUCAUGAUCUCACCGUCUCAUGGCUUGUGGGUUCUAGCCCCAUGUCAGGCUCUGUGCUGACAGCUCAGAGCCUGGAGCCUGCUUUGGAUUCUGUGUCUCCCUCCCUCUCUGCCCCUCCCCUGUUUGCACUCUGUCUCUCUCUCUCAAAAAUAAAUAAACAUUAAAAAAUAAUUUAAAAAAAGGUUAAAUAACAUGCCUAAGGUCAUAUACUGAUAAAUAUCAGACCAAUGAAUAGAUAUGUCUGACUUCACCUUCCAAAUAUUUCUGUACACUAUUUAGCAAUGUAAAUAGGUGCUCGAGAAGAUGCCAAGGUAGAUCUCUAGUUCAUCUUCUGAGAAGACAGCUCUCAACUAGAUGCCAGGAAUUUUAUACUACCUUCUAUGUUUCUGAACAUAACCAAAUACUCACUGAAACUGAGCUACAACUGCAUCUGUGACCAUUGCUAUAAACAGGAGGUAUAUGUUGUGGCGAUCUUGAACUCUGAGGGGAAUGGACUUGGGGAGAUCAGGGAAGGCUUCCAUGAGUUAAUGAAGUUUGAGCUGUGGGGAAUUUGACACAGUCUAUGUGACUUCAAGCCACAGCAUCAUUCUAUACCUGUUCUGGGUGGUACUGCUUCAGACUUGGAUCCAUGAAUGUGAGCAGCUAAAAGGCAGUGGAAUUGGUCACAUCCAUCUAAGUUGUUAAAAGUUAAUUCCACUAGAACUGCAACACAAAACUGGGAAAUUAGGAAGAAUUAAUAAGAAAACUAAUAAGAAUAAAUACUCCAUAUACUGUUUCCAUUUAUUAAUCCAGAUCUUAUUUUUCAGGUAAAAGUUAUUAUACUCCACUUUCAUGCCCACAAUAUCUUUACCUCUGCCAACACACAUACACAGAGUUGGAUUUAUAAUCACAUAGCUCUUGUAGGCUAAUAGGCUAAAUGGCCUUUCAGGGCCCACAGCCUGGGGGAUUCCAAGUCGGAGAAGAAAGAAGAUACUUAAUGUGGAACCAGAAUUCUCUUGGCUAGCUGUUAUUCUUGUAGCCCCCAUGUAUCCAGAGCUGCCCAGGCUCUUGAAUUUAUGGAAAAAAAUAGAAGGCCUUGUCCUUGUUCUAAGGGGCUUGCUGCCCUGUUAAAAGACAAGACGAUGGGAAUGCAAGCUGGUGCAGCUACUCUGGAAAACAGUAUGGAGGUUCCUCAAAAAACUAAAAAUAGAACUACCCCACGACCCAGCAAUUGCACUACUAGGCAUUUAUCCAGGGGAUUCAGGUAUGCUGUUUUGAAGGGACACAUGCACCCCAAUGUUUAUAGCAGCACUAUCAACAAUAGUCAAAAGUAUGGAAAGAGCUGAAAUGUCCAUCGAUGGAUGGGUAAAGAAGUUGUGGUAUAUAUAUACAAUGGAGUAUUACUCGGCAAUCAAGAAGAAUGAAAUCUUGCCAUUUGCCACUACAUGGAUGGAACUAGAGGGUAUUAUGCUAAGUGAAAUUAGAGAAAGACAAAAAUCAUAUGACUUCACUCAUAUGAGGACUUUAAGAGACAAAACAGAUGAACACAAGAGAAGGGAAGCAAAAAUAAUAUAAAAACAGGGAGGGGGAUGAAACAUAAGAGACUGUUAAAUAUGGAGAACAAACAGGGUUACUGGAGGGGUUGUGGGAGGGGGAUGGGCUAAAUGGGUAAGGGGCACUAAGGAAUCUACUCCUGAAAUCAUUGUUGCACUAUAUGCUAAUUUGGAUGUAAAAUAAAGAAAAUUAAAAAAAAAAAAAAAGACAAGACGUGUGCGAAUAAAACUUGAAUUUAAGACCCAGUAUAAAUAAAUAAAGUGCUGAAAUUAUUGCGGGAGAGGAGGUAGGCUUUAACAGAGAAAGAAUGGCCAGUUCAGGCACAGUAGGAAGACUAUAAGAAGCCAGUAGGCAUGAAUCAUGCCCUGAAAGGAUUGAGUUAGAAAAAAAGAAAAGGAAACUACUAACAUGCAUUGUAUGCCUAUUAUAUUCCAGGCACUGUUAGGCAAUGUUUUAUCUUAUGUUGGUCUCAUUACAGUCUUGCAAAGCAUAUCUACAAAUCCAUGUUUCACAGGUGAGGAAACUAAAACUUGGUUAAUGUUAUCAAGUAUUGUCUUUGGUUUCAAAUAUUGUCAAAUACAGCCUCUCUUGCACAACUUCUUUUUUAGACCUCUCUAUUUUCAUACUUUGUUUUUAGAGAAGUACACCAAACUCAUCAUGAUUGAAGACAAUAAGGAAAAUAAAGACCAUUCCCUAGAAAGAGGAAGGGCGACUCUCAUUUUUUCCUUGAAGAAUGAAGUUGGUGGACUAAUAAAAGCACUGAAAAUCUUCCAGGAGAAACAUGUGAGCCUGUUACAUAUUGAGUCCCGAAAAUCAAAGAGAAGAAACUCAGAAUUUGAGAUCUUUAUUGACUGUGAUAUCAACAGAGAACAAUUGAAUGAUAUUUUUCAUCUGUUGAAGUCCUACACUAACGUUCUCUCUGUGAAUCCACCAGAUAAUUUUACUGUGAAAGAAGACGGUAUGGAAACUGUUCCUUGGUUUCCAAAGAAGAUUUCUGACCUGGAUCAUUGUGCCAACAGAGUUCUGAUGUAUGGAUCUGAACUGGAUGCAGACCAUCCUGGCUUCAAAGACAAUGUCUACCGUAAAAGACGAAAGUAUUUUGCAGACUUGGCUAUGAACUAUAAGCAUGGAGACCCCAUUCCCAAGGUUGAAUUCACUGAAGAGGAGAUUAAGACCUGGGGAACCGUGUUCCGAGAGCUGAACAAACUUUACCCAACCCAUGCCUGCAGAGAGUAUCUCAAAAACUUACCUUUGCUUUCUAACUAUUGUGGAUACCGGGAAGAUAAUAUCCCACAAUUGGAAGAUGUCUCAAACUUUUUAAAAGAGCGCACAGGUUUUUCCAUCCGUCCUGUGGCUGGUUACUUAUCACCAAGAGAUUUCUUAUCAGGUUUAGCCUUUCGAGUUUUUCACUGCACACAGUAUGUGAGACACAGUUCAGACCCUCUCUAUACCCCAGAGCCAGAUACCUGCCAUGAACUCUUAGGUCAUGUCCCCCUGUUGGCUGAACCUAGUUUUGCUCAGUUCUCCCAAGAAAUUGGCCUGGCUUCUCUUGGAGCUUCAGAGGAGGCUGUUCAAAAACUGGCAACGUGCUACUUUUUCACUGUGGAGUUUGGUCUCUGUAAACAAGAUGGGCAGUUGCGAGUCUUUGGUGCUGGAUUACUUUCUUCGAUCAGUGAACUUAAACAUUCACUUUCUGGACAUGCCAAAGUAAAGCCCUUUGAUCCCAAGAUUACCUGCAAACAGGAGUGUCGCAUCACAACUUUUCAGGAUGUGUACUUUGUAUCUGAAAGCUUUGAAGAUGCAAAAGAGAAGAUGAGAGAAUUUACCAAAACAAUUAAGCGUCCGUUUGGAGUGAAGUAUAAUCCAUAUACACGGAGUAUUCAGAUCCUGAAAGACACCAAGAGCAUAACCAGUGCCAUGAAUGAACUGCAGCAUGAUCUUGAUGUUGUCAGUGAUGCCCUUGCGAAGGUCAGCAAGCAGCUGAGCAUCUGAUCCUGAGAGCAUCUGAGCGCCAAUUCAGAGGCCUGUGGGCCAGCUCCUGCUUUUCUUGAAGACCUGGUCAUGGAGGGACAGUAGCCAAACAACAUUCUCUACUCCCAUUCCUUAAUUAGUUCUUUGGAAAUUUGUACCUGGAUACUCUAUACCAGUACCUAUUUUUUUUUUUUUUUUGUAACAGCUUAGUGAAGUAUGAUUCACAUACCAUACAAUUCAUUGACCACUCGUUUAAAAAAAUUUUUUUUUUAAACAUUUUGUUUAUUUUUGAGAGACAGAGACAGAGAGUGAGUGGGGGAGGGGCAGAGAGAGAAGGAAACACAGAAUCUGAAGCAGGCUCCAGGCUCUGAGCAAGCUGUCAGCACAGAGCCCGGUUUGUGGGGCUUGAGCCCACAAACCGUGAGAUCAUGACCUGGGCCGAAGUUGGACGCUGAACCAACUGAGCCACCCAGGCACCCCUGACUGACCACUCAUGUUUUAUAGAGAAGUUUUUUAACCCCAUGGAUAGAUCUAAUACCAGCUUGAUUCUCUUUUCCCUAAUUUUUCUUGAGUAAAAUGACCUUUAUGAUCAUUUAAAAUGCCUUGGUGGGUAUCAUGGAGCUGACCCAUAUUGAUACCUAAGAUCCUUUUAUUUCUAAAGUAUCUUACUUAUCAUUGGAUUUGUGCCAAGCUUGAUCGCAUUCAGAGCCAUAAAGUUAAUAGGAGACCCACUGUCUCCACUGCUAGCAUGGGCAGAAGUAUAGAGACCUUUCCACAUGAAGCACACCUCAUAAAGAACAAGUAGUCUAGUUUCAAGGAUGGUAUCUUGUAAGGAAAUAGGAGUAGCUAAAUCUGGAAAGGUUGAUUAGGGCAUCAUCCUCAAGACCAGGUUAUGAAUUUGGGACUUUAUUUGGUGGGCACUAGGGAGCCCCUUCCCAUGUGACCAUCCUCCUUGAGUGAGACCCUUUGUUUUCUAAGGCACUGCAUGAUGCUGGUUUUGUUUUAAAACUUUUUUUAAACGUUUAUUUUAUUUUUGAGACAGAGAAACAGGGCAUGAGCAGGGGAGGGGCAGAGAGAGACGGAGACACAGAAUCUGAAGCAGGCUCCAGGCUCUGAGCUGUCAGCACAGAACCCACUGCGGGGCUCAAACCCACGAACCAUGAUAUCAUGACCUGAGCCAAAGCCAGAUGCUGACUGAGCCACCCAGAUGCCCAUGCUGAUUUUGUUUCAGAUUAUCUGUUCUACUCAUGGGUCCAACGGGGAACUUGGAAGCCGGGCAUUUGCAAGGCCCUAUACUCAGACGUGUAGCAUAUCAUGAUGGGAUUUGCCCUUAGGUUAGCAGAAGAUGAUAUUGUCAAAUGGAGAGUUCAAACUGAGACAGGUGAGAGAAGCACAAAGUUAAUGUUGGAAAACUGAUGUUGGGCACUUCAUUUCCAAGGUUUAAGGUGAGACUGUAAAUAGGGAGUCAAGGCAUAAGGGUGGAGGGUGGGGAAACGGCUGAGGAAAUGGGAUAUGAGAAAGGUCAAGAAGACCAUUUUAGGUCUGACACUAAUAAUGCAAGGGUGCAAGGACUGGUUUUUAUGUGGUGUCUGCUGUGUAGUACAGGGAAUGGGCCUGAUACAAGCAGGUGAAGCUGGACUCCUCAAUAUGUGCUGUAUCUGUUUAAUUUGCUCCUUUUCUCUUCCCCACUCCCUCCUCAAGUUUCUUCUGUCUUUGGUCUUCUCUUUCUGCCAUCUCUUUAUGGGAAAUGUUAUCCACAUCCAUGACUUCAAUUAUUAUUUUGUAUGACUCCCGUGUUUGCAAUUCUAACCUUGAGAUCUUUGUUGAAUUUUUGCCUCUUAAGUCCAUCUGCCUGCUAGAUAUUUUCCAUCUAGAUGUCCCAUAAAUCAGGCCAAUGUUGUACAACUUCUUGUGGUACCAUCCACAUAGAAUGAAACGGGUUUAUACAACACAGUAGACCUGCCAAGUAUCUCACACUCAGUAGGUUAAAAAAAAAAGAACCCAUGAAUAAAAACCUCAGGAUCACCUGAAUAUUACACCCCACCAGGUUCCUCUCCCAGUGAUGUCACUUCUGUUAAUGAUAUAUUAUGGGUCAUAUUUUUAGCCAAUUAUUCAUUCUUAAUCAGGUACUUAAAAAACUGUCUUUACUUUUUUUCACAUUAAUAGUCAAAUGGUAUACCAUUUAACACAUUGUAUCUCAACAGACCACUAGAUCUUUUCAUUUAUUUUAAGGCCACAAAAGAAAUUAUAGAAACUUAAAAAAAUUUCUUUUAUUUUAGGUCAUACAAGGAAAUAGAACUGGGAAGAGUAAUUCAUGCUAUUUCAGAUUUUUACAUUACUUAUAAUUUUAGUUAAGUGUAACUUAAUAUACCUUUGAUAGUAAUAGAUCUAAGUCAGCCAAUCUAAAAUCAUUUAAAAUAUUGAUUAGCUAGUUUAUAGUUAGUGAAUUUGGUUGCAAGGAAAUCUGUAAGAAAACCAUGAUAGAUAACAAUUCAUAGCAAGUUAUGCAUAUCAUAUUUGGUUAUUUUCAUAUGACUUUGAUCAUGGUAUAAAGAAUCAUAGUUUUUGAAUUUUAAGAUUGUGGUAUUUAAAACCACUCUGCAUAAAGCACACUAAAAUCAGUGUUAGAGCACAAUCAAUAUUACUUAUAACUUCAGAAUAAUGGAAAUAUUUAAUGAUUGAUUUUAGUUCUUCUAACCUCUGGGAUUGUGAUAUUUAUUUGGUACAUCAGGAGUCCUGAGAGUCUUAGAAUUUUAAAUAAAUAUUUUAAAUAUAUGUCUUUAAGGCAUCUAAGAAUAUGUUAAUAUUUACUCCAAUAUGAGAAUAGAAUUGAGUCGAAAGUUUGGUUUAUAAUUCUUUUUUUUUUUUAAUUAUCUCAGAAGGCUAGGGCUUCUUUUUUUUUUAUUUUUUUUAACAUUUUAUUUAUUUUUUUUAUUUAAAAAAAAAUUUUUUUUUCAACGUUUAUUUAUUUUUGGGACAGAGAGAGACAGAGCAUGAACGGGGGAGGGGCAGAGAGAGAGGGAGACACAGAAUCGGAAACAGGCUCCAGGCUCUGAGCCAUCAGCCCAGAGCCUGACACGGGGCUCGAACUCCCGGACCGCGAGAUCGUGACCUGGCUGAAGUCGGAUGCUUAACCCACUGCGCCACCCAGGCGCCCCGUCAUUUUAUUUAUUUUUGAGACAGGGAGAGACAGAGCAUGAACAGGGGAGGGUCAGAGAGAGGGAGACACAGAAUCUGAAACGGGCUCCAGGUUCUGAGCUGUCAGCACAGAGCCCGACGUGGGGCUCGAACUCACGGACUGAGAGAUCAUGACCUGAGCCGAAGUCGACGGCUUAACCGACUGAGCCGACCCAGGCGCCCCUGGUUUAUAAUUCUUAAUCAAUGACUUAAUACUUAAAGAUGUAGGUGGUAUCUUUCUGACUUUUUGAAGAAAGCUCUAAAAGCUAGCUGGUUGUCAGAAUACCUAUAUUUCUUAAUCUGCCUAUGUUGUAAUUUGGAGUUAUAUAUUGUAAUGACACACCAGAAUGUACACAAUUAUACUUAAUUUGUAAGUUGGCUUCAAAACUGAAAAAGGAAAAAUUCCUGGAGUUCUUUAAAGGCACACAUAAUAGAGUCCAUAUAGUAAUUUCUAGGAAAUGUAUAAAGAUGCUGUGGUCCAUUUCAGUCUAGUGUUUAUUGUACUAUGUAAUAUAUAUUUAUGAUUUGCAAGUUUGUUAUUCAAGCAGAUAAUAAUAAAUGGACACAAAAUUCA
Acinonyx jubatus (cheetah) is the source of this 10577-nucleotide messenger RNA. RefSeq names its product tryptophan hydroxylase 1 (gene TPH1). Gene Ontology annotation, cellular component: neuron projection. The transcript is spliced from 10 exons. The record is from RefSeq and is a predicted model, not a curated record. NCBI's taxonomy places the organism in Eukaryota, Metazoa, Chordata, Mammalia, Carnivora, Felidae. Gene Ontology annotation, molecular function: tryptophan 5-monooxygenase activity; iron ion binding. Gene Ontology annotation, biological process: serotonin biosynthetic process; aromatic amino acid metabolic process. The coding region runs from base 5264 to 6847 and encodes 527 amino acids.